This is a messenger RNA of Parnassius apollo (apollo), 1512 nucleotides long. The record is from the annotation of a GenBank genome assembly. Lineage: Eukaryota; Metazoa; Arthropoda; Insecta; Lepidoptera; Papilionidae.
AUGGUCGAGGUCAAUUUAAACCACUUACAAAAGGAUUUAUUGUUACCUGAAGAUUUAAAUAAAAAUGUUACAAGUGCGGAAGAUGUUUUUUCUCAUCCCGUGAUCUGUAAUAAUGAAAGAAAUACAGAAACAAAUAACAAUGAAAAUUAUGAAGAUAAAGGCGUUGAGAUGGAUGGAACAUAUUUGAAAAUGAAUAUAAACAGCGAGCAAGUUAAUCAGGAAAGUAGCUAUCACAAAAAUGAAUAUAAUGAUAAUAGUAAUAACACUAACGAUUAUAAUAAUAGUAUUAAUGAUAAUAAUAAUAACGAUAUUAUUGCACCUACACUUUUGAACAUAUUCAAAUAUGAGUCUCUAUGUAAUGCCUUUCACAAUGACUUCAAUGGAUGUGUUGACACCGACGCUUGGAACCAAAAUAGCAACAACAUUUCGUGUUCAGGAUUAAACAGUUAUGUUUUCAGUGAAUAUUCUACUGAACCUCUAUCUUGUGAUGUACAAAAUAACAUAAUUCCAGUUUUCUUUAACGGUCUGGAAUGUGAGAAAGAUAAGUACGGAGACAUGAAGGACAACAAACUAAACGACGAAUAUGUGAACAACGGUCUAAAUGAAGUUACUUGUAAAGUAAGAAACACCGGACAUUGUACAAAACCAUUCGAAUGUGUUGAAAAUAGUUAUUUAGAAAGUUUUAAAGCGUUUAUAGAGGAAUUGAAGAAUGUAGAUACAGAAGCUGACGAAAUUGCUUCCGUUAGUUCAAUUUCAGAACACUGUAGCGGGUAUCAAUCGUCUGAUUUUGAAUUUAUAGAUGAAGCUGAAGCCAAAGAAGCGAUGUUUGUUACUAAAGGAAUUUCGAGUAUAGAAACACUGGCAGAAAACAUCAAUUCUGAUUUUAAAUUCAACGACAAAUCCGAAGCUAAAAUGAAGGUAUUCCAUACUAACGAAAUUCACACAAUGGAAAACAGGGAAGAAACCAAUAGCUAUAACCCUAAUGCUGAAAAUGCUAUUUCUUUUAACAACUUGGAAGCCUCCAGCACAAGGAGUUUCAUGUAUAAUAGAAAUAAUAUUCAUAAUACCACUUAUCGAGGAAACUUAUUUGAUACUCACCAUAUCCCCACAAUGAAUAGCAGGGAAGUAACAAAUAGCUUUAACCCUCACGCUCAAAAUGCGAUUUCUUUUAACUAUUUGAAAGCCUCCAGCUCAAGGAAUUUCAUGUACAAUAGAAAUACUUUUGAUAAUACCGCUUAUCAAGAAAACGCUAACUAUCAACAAAACCACGUUAUACCUGAAGGUGAAGAUUUCUUAAAUCUUUUUCAAGGAGCACACGUACCGGCUUAUGAAUCACGUUUCUUUGAAAACAAGUCCAUAUUCGCUAGAAAUCCAACGUCCACUGUAAAACAUAUAGGUUUCGACAUAAGCAUGUUGCUUGAGGGACAUAAACAGUAUAUAUCUGAAAAUGAUGGUGAGUAUAGAAUAAGAACAUUACCGUUACCGUUACAGCCUAUUCAAGUCCACUGCUAA